UGUGCUGGGCACAGAAACAGCAGAGAGAGUAAACCAGUAGCCUCUCUAACCGCCUUGCUUGGAAGCUGCUUUCAAGCGACUGAAUGAGAAAGUGAAAGUAAAACUUACUUCCAGAGUGCAGGCAUGUUUCGUUAGGUCACUGGAUUUGCCUGGUUUUAAGAAAACGGGAUUGAUACGUACAAUGAGCGGCGACGAGAUAUUUUAUCUUUUAUGUUAGAGAUAGAAGCAAGACCCUUCUCCUGGGGGGCCUGCCUGGUGUUAGCCUGGGUGCACUUUGGAUCCUGCAGUUCAAUUGCACCCAGAUGGCAGAAAGUGCAGAGUCCUCUGUGUCUGAGGGGGGCCACACCUUCUUGGAGGAUGAGUUGCUGGGCAUUACAAUCCUGAAACUAUCUGGCACAGACGACGCCCCGCUAUAUCACGUCCAUCAGAAGAACGGCGUGCCGAUCUGCGACAACUUUCUGCUGGGAUGCUGCUAUUUGCAGGAGAAGUGCCCUUACCAUCACACCCCGUUCCCCUACCACUGGCAGUGGCGCCGCCAGAAAGACAAAGUGUGGCUUAGUUUCAGUUUCUCAGCUCAGCAUCAUCUGGAGAAGCUCUACUGUAAUCAGGAAGUCCCCACGGCGCAACUGAGGGACAGGAGGGACAACGUGUAUUUCUUAAACUUUAACACCAUGGCUCUCUCACCGAUAAUGCUGUAUGACCAAGUAAGGCGACUGUCCAACAGCAGCAACCCUGAUUGCAGUCCCUACCUCUUUACAGAGUGGAAGGUUUACUACAAUGAAAGUUGCCAUUGGCUGGAAUACGAUGAGCCUAUCGCACAGGAACUCGUCGCUGCUUUCGAGCGGGGCAUGUGGAACCAUGCCUUCCGUGUGCAAGAUCAAAUCUACAAUGUAGACCUCAAACAGUUUAUCCAGCGCAACGUAAAGAUGGGCUUCACCCGUGACAUCACGUUCCGACCCGUCUGGCGCUCAGCUGACAUUACCGUGCGCUGCUUGCGGUCGCUUGCUCCACCCCUGACCACUUUGGCUCUCGCAGGAGAAGAUCCUCUAGAUUUGUUCUGUGGGCCUUAUCCUGCGGCCUGCGUCCCGCCACCUCAAGGGGGCUCUUCUUUCACAAUGGCAGAAGUGACUCUGUCAGAAGUAGCGCAUCAGAUGGUGAGGAAGCUGUUCCAUGCCAAGUUGCCCGAGGAUCAGGCGUUGGUGCUGGCUAUCUACCGCAUACGCAAUGACCAACUCUGGGAUAUGUACAUGAGCCAGAAGAGGCUCAUGUUCCAGGUACGCUCAAAAAAGGAGCAUCCCUCAGUGGAGAGACAUCUCUUUCACGGCACAGCGGCAUCUCGGAUCAAGUCUAUUUGCAUAGGCAACUUUAACCCCGACCUGGCAGGAUCAGUCCAUGGCGCAGUUUUUGGCCGGGGUGUUUACUUUGCUAGGGAUGCCUCCUACUCAAACACCUACGCCUUAGCAGCCAAGAACAAUGUGCGUCACAUGUUCCUGGCCAAAGUGCUGACUGGUCGCUGGUGGAGAGGCCACUCAUGUUUAAGGCAAACUCCCCCCAUUUUGACUCCUGCACAGAUUGUGUCCGUGACCCACACAUUUUUGUCAUCUUCAGAAGCUGCCAGUGCUACCCCUAUUUCCUGAUUCGAUACAAGGAAGUGAAGACACCUGUAGCUGUGGAUAUGUGAGAAGAGCCUCUCCUCUUCUAAAUCUCUUCUGCUCCGAUGGUCUGUACUUUGGGUCAAAAGUACAUGACUCAGUAAAGCUAGCUUUUCCUUUACUGUAUUUACAACGUGCAGCUGAAGCCCUCGUUGGGUGGGUGAGAGAGUAUUUUAAACCCUUGACCUCUGGUGUAUCUUUAAUCAAACAUGCCUCCCCAGCAGAAGAAGAGAAGAAAAAGAGUUUGGAUUUGAUAUCCCGCUUUAUCACUACCCGAAGAGUCUCAAAGCGGCUAACAUU
Messenger RNA from Podarcis muralis (Common wall lizard), 1952 nucleotides. Its product is annotated as protein mono-ADP-ribosyltransferase TIPARP-like. The record is from RefSeq and is a predicted model, not a curated record. Gene Ontology annotation, molecular function: metal ion binding; NAD+ poly-ADP-ribosyltransferase activity. Gene Ontology annotation, cellular component: nucleus. Lineage: Eukaryota; Metazoa; Chordata; Lepidosauria; Squamata; Lacertidae.